GCACGCCCUCUACGGUAAAGAUACUCAAAUCGGAUCAUCCGAGAAAAACUUGUCAAAAUGUCUUCGAAUUCGCCGCAAACACCCCUUCCAAAGAGUAUUAAGUUCCUCUUCGGGGGAUCAGCUGGAAUGGCAGCUACAGUGUUUGUACAGCCUCUAGAUCUGGUCAAGAACAGGAUGCAGAUGAGUGGUGAAGGAGGUGCUGCUAAAGCUCAUAAAACUAGUCUUCAUGCCAUCAAAUCUAUCAUAAGAGAGGAAGGGGCACUUGGACUCUAUAAUGGAUUAUCAGCUGGAUUAUUACGACAAGCCACAUACACUACAACUAGGCUAGGAAUAUACACAACGUUAUUUGAUAUGGCUACAGGUUCUGAUGGAAAACCUCCACCAUUUUUAUUAAAGGCAGGAAUAGGCAUGGUAUCAGGAGCAAUAGGUGCUUUUGUUGGAACUCCAGCUGAAAUAUCACUAAUAAGAAUGACAUCAGACGGCAGGCUACCGGUAGCUGAGAGGAGAGGCUACACAAGUGUCUUCAAUGCAUUAGCUAGAAUCACGAGAGAAGAAGGUCUAGUAACACUUUGGCGGGGGUGUGGUCCAACCGUUGCCAGGGCGAUGGUUGUCAAUGCAGCUCAACUUGCUUCCUACUCACAGGCAAAACAGUUCCUACUAGGAACAGGUUACUUCCAAGAUAACCUUCUAUGUCAUUUUGGAGCAAGUAUGAUCAGCGGUUUGGUCACCACUAUUGCAUCCAUGCCCGUCGAUAUUGCAAAAACAAGAAUUCAAAACAUGAGGAUAAUAGACGGAAAGCCUGAGUACAAGGGUGCUAUUGAUGUUCUGGCACGUACCAUACGGAGUGAGGGAUUCUUUAGUCUCUGGAAGGGCUUCACUCCAUACUACACUCGGUUGGGUCCACACACCGUCCUCACCUUUAUCUUCUUAGAGCAGUUCAACAGGAUCUAUCGAGAAAGAUUCAUGAAAUAAACACACACUACGCCAUCAUUAGAUCUUACCGUAGCAGGCACGAGAGGAACAAACAAGGGAAGAUUUGGGACUUUUCCCCAUGCAUGGACUCGGUGGCGUCGGAACACUCAUAUCAGACAAAUGAUGGGAAGAAGAGUUUGUUGCGCAUUGCCAAUCCAAUACUUCUGCAUGUUUAAAUGUUCAGGGGCCUUUAACACAAUGCUUAACAAUGAUCGUAGAAGAAUAUCUCUAUGCAUAAUUGCAUUGAAACAAUUUACAAUCAAUUGUGGAAAAUCAAACUUACGAUCAAUCGCUAACAUUUGUGUUACGGGGCCCCUCAUGCCAAGGGCAAAAUAUUGUGUGUCAAACAUGACUUACACCUUCAAUUAUUUGGCUAAUCUGAAUGUUCCGGCUUGCUGCAUGUGCUUUUCCUCGUUUAUAGUGUGAGGGCUGACAUAUUUAAUGUAGGUGGCAGGGGGGUUGAAUUCAAUGUUUUCUACCUCUCUCAUUUUAUUUUGACCCAAGUUACUCUAAGACAUUGGCCUUCAGACCCCUUUAGUUUUUAGUCUGAACCGAUCAUCUAUUUCAUGCCUAGGUCAUCAAGCAUGUCAAAUAUCUUUUUGUACGGUUAAUAUACAUAUUGAGUUGAAUGUAUUGUAUACAUUUCCCCGCAAAAUUAUUGCGCCAUGUAGGCCUCUUGAUAGAAAUUAAAGCAAUAAAUUGUCCCCAAGAAGAGGAGGGAAAAGGAAUUGAAAGAUUAUUAUAAUCAUAUGGUCAGUCCCUAUAACAUGGGGUAAAUAUUGUGUUAUGCACAGGAAGAGGGUAAAAUGAAUCAAAGUGUAUUUUGUGUUAAUUGAACUUUACCCAACACAAGAUGAUUGAAAGGCUCACUGAAAUAAUCAAUACUUUAAUUUGUCAUUUUCUGUUUCUAUUCUCGCAAUCCAGUAUUUAUUCUUACAUGAAUAGCUUUGACCAUUCUCAGGUACUAUUAAAUAAACUAAUAAUUGAAUGGCAUUACUACUGAAUAUGAGCUUGUAAUAACUGCGUUGCAUCUAAUUACUGCGUCCUCCAAUAAUUAUGUGAUGUUGCCUGUUACAUUGAAUGUGACUUGUAGAAUUAUUGGAUGGACUUGUUUUGAAUAUAAACUUGUUUUUCAUGACUCUCUUUCAUCUAAUUGCAAUUAGUUUACAAAGCCUCCUUUAUUAUAUGUAUUCCCUCUUGAGAAAUGUUAUGGUGCAGUGGAUGAGAUGAGGGAUUCUUGAAAAUUUAGUACAGGGUUCUAAACCCUACUUCAAUGGUAAUGUUCUUGGUCUAGACAGAAUUUGAAAUUUGCAUCUCUUUACCCAGGUGAAGAAAGGACGGGGGGGGGGGGGCAUAACACAUAGCUUGGUGAUUUUCACCACUGAUUACAUUACACUUAGAUGUCAAUGUGAUUAAUUGUAUAUUUAAGCUUUAUGAUCAAGCUCUAUAGCCUGGCUCACUUGAGUUUUUCUGCUUUCGUCUAAAUGCUUAUUACCCAAUUUCAGCCAGCACGGUCAAACACAACACAAUGAAUUUAAACAAGUUUAUACAAGGUCAAUGCGUUAACAAAAGUAGAGACAUCGUGUUCUUACUUGCUAGUUUAAACUUUUUGUAAUCAUUCGCUACCGAAUGUAAUCGAAAUCCGUUAAAGAAGAGACAAGAGGCGACCGGCAAAUACAAAUAAGGCUUGUGAUUUUGAGCAACAGCAAGCAGCUUGCGCCGGCCAUUGCAGUUUUGCCACUGAUUUUAAUUCAACUUGGCUCGUUUCAGCUCGCAUUACCUUGUGUUACUGCAUUGUAACUGUGUACGAGCUUGUACACAACAGCGUGAUGACCACAAGUGUGUGAGCCGGGUUUAAGCAUUGUAUUAUAGAGCAAAUGUGAUGACAUAUUUCAGCUGAUGUCUCAGUAACAUGUCAGGGAAAUCCCACUAGCUCAGAGGAUGAUUUCAUGUAUUCAGGAUUUCAAAUCCGUAAAAAUAAUUUUAAAUAACCUCGGCAGUUUAACAUCAUUAGAGACAGAUAUGUUGUGGCUCAAUGGAUAACUCUCCGGACUUUGAACCACAAGGUUGGGGUUCAAAUCUCACAACAGUGCUUGCGUCCUUUAACAAGGUAUUUAUCUACAUUUAUGUAUCUCCUUCCACCCAGUUUUACAAUCAUUUUUUUUUAAUUAGUAAGGGUUAUUUAGAUUUGAGAUGCCAGUGAAUUGGGUGCAUGCAUGAGCCUAUACACUUGUCAAGUUUUCAUGCACAAAUUAAUACAGGAGUGGUCGGUCUGUAGUGUCCUACUCUUCGGCUUCCUAUUCUUCAGCGAAUAUGCUGACAUGAUGUCAACUGUUUCAAGACCAACAUGAAAGGAGUCUCACAUGGCCCUGCUUUAUUCUGUUUGAGUUAACUAAGUUACUAAUAUGAUCAUUUUUUUUGUUCAAUCUAUGGUUUUGAAGUUUUUGAAGCAUGUUUUAAUUUUAUGCAACACAGUUCAUGAAAAAAAUUGCAAGAAACUUUUGGCUUGCCAUACUCCUGUGGGAUGAAAACUAGAGCAUAAUGUUACAUACAGUUCUAUUAUCUAUUUGUGGUGGCUUUAAAGGAGCCAGCCUUGGGAGAUCUAAAUUUGAUUUAUAAUCAUGUGCCACUUCACGGAUGUUUGAAUAAAAACAAACUUCUCCUCAUCAUGAAAAAAUUCCCCUUUUCACUGUGGAUGUUAGCUUUAUAGAUAUCGCAAUGAAUGAAUUGGGGUAAAAGUGUGAUUGAUUUGGUUUACUAUUCCAGUAUUAAGUGUUCAAUGUACUACAAACAUAGGGAUAUGAAUUGAUGUAUUUAACUCGUAGGAUUUUGAAUAUUAAGGUUUCAAGACUUCAUUUUGCUGAAGAUAAUAUGAAUAAAGUAUUAGUGCAUGUCAGCGUUUGUACAUAGAUAUAUGACUAUACAAGCAACACAGUUGCAGAUGGGUUUGAAAUAUAAAGAUGAAAUUGAAUAUAUAUUGUUUUUUCUGUGCUUGCAGAGUGCUGUUCAGGAUCAUUUUUAUCCUGUAAAGUGCACCAGACUGCCCUAAUGAGAAUAAAGUUCUUAAACCCUUUU
Molecule: messenger RNA, 4047 nt
Organism: Lytechinus variegatus (green sea urchin)
Lineage: Eukaryota; Metazoa; Echinodermata; Echinoidea; Temnopleuroida; Toxopneustidae
Product: mitochondrial 2-oxoglutarate/malate carrier protein-like
Exons: 11
Coding region: 58-972 (304 amino acids)
Biological process (GO): thiosulfate transport; oxaloacetate transport; malate transmembrane transport
Molecular function (GO): sulfate transmembrane transporter activity; antiporter activity; thiosulfate transmembrane transporter activity
Source: RefSeq, a predicted model, not a curated record